Molecule: messenger RNA, 1529 nt
Organism: Mollisia scopiformis
Lineage: Eukaryota; Fungi; Ascomycota; Leotiomycetes; Helotiales; Mollisiaceae
Product: FAD/NAD(P)-binding domain-containing protein
Exons: 5
Coding region: 1-1281 (426 amino acids)
Cellular component (GO): cytoplasm
Molecular function (GO): electron-transferring-flavoprotein dehydrogenase activity; flavin adenine dinucleotide binding
Source: RefSeq, a predicted model, not a curated record
AUGGGAUCAAUUGAAGGAGAGUUGGCUGUCAAGGAAACUCCAACCAAGAUCUUGGUUAUUGGUGGCUGCUAUGGAGGACUAUCGGCUGCCUUGAACCUUCAUGACUUGUGCAGUGGAAAACAGUCAAGAGCCACGCUACACCUGCCAAGCGAAGAAACUGGCCCUCGUCCGAAAUUACCUGUCGAUAUCAAGGUUGUGGAUGAACGAGAUGGCUAUUAUCACUUAAUCGGAUCUCCUCUCGCCCUAGCCUCCGAAGACUUCGCAGAGAAAGCAUGGAAGAAGUACGAAGAACUACCGACGUUGAAAGCUCCGGGAAUAAGCUUCAUUCAAGGGCGAGCGUCUAGCGUGGAUUGUGAGAAGAAGGUUGCGGUGCUCACAGACACACUUUCUGGAAAGAAGUCGGAAGAACAUUACGAUUAUCUGGUGGUCAGCACUGGUCUACGACGAGAGUGGCCGACGGUGCCUCAAGCCCUGAGAAGGAAAGAGUAUCUGGCAGAAGUCACUGCACACAUUAGAGCUGCCAGAAGUGCGCGAGAAUGCGUUGCAGUCAUUGGUGGAGCAGGAGCUGUUGGAAUUGAGAUGGCAGCCGAACUCAAGCUGGUGAAACCUACAUUGGAUGUCAAGCUCAUCCAUUCCCGUGAAAGACUUCUUUCCACCGAACCUUUACCAGACGAAUUCAAAGACCGAACUGCAUCCGUACUUCGAGAGAGUGGUGUAGAUCUCAUUCUCGGUCAUCGUGUCUACGAGAUAAAUCCAGUGAACAACAAAGACGAGAAACCUCUCUUCAGAUUGAAAUUGUCUGAUGGGAGUGAGAUGCUGGCUGGACAUGUUAUCCCCGCCAUCUCACAUGGAGUACCUUCAACAGACUUUCUACCAGCAAACUCUUUGAAUCAAGAAGGGUACGUUAACAUUGAUGGAACGCUUAACUUCAAGAACUCAACACCAAACUCCUCUUCCCACUUCGCGGUCGGCGAUAUCGCAAAUUGGUCAGGAAUCAAGCGUUGCGGAGCAGCAAUGGCCAUGGGUCACGUUACAGCAGUCAAUAUCCACCAACAACUACUCCAAGCCAGAUUCGGGACGGAACCAAUGUUCGCUGAGUUUCCUGAAGUGCCGCCGAUGAUUGCAUUAGCUGCUGGAAAGCAGGCUGUGCUUUAUGGUGAGAAGGAGGGUACGACUUGGGGAGAGGAUAAGAUGCAGAUGAUGUUUGGGGAUGAUCUUGGGUAUAGUAUAUGCUGGAACUAUCUGGGUUUGGGAAACGAUGGAUCAGUUGAGCAGAAGUGAGGUGAUCCAGCGGUCUGUAUGUAUGAGGAGACGGGGUACGAAUGUUGUGCUAGUGAAGAUGUGCGCAAGCUUGAAGUUCAAUGAUGUCACGUGAUCGACGCUUUCAUACCUGGAUCUUGUCUGGGGGUUCUUCAGUAAGCUCGAUUACUAUGUAUAUCGUAAAACACCGUUCUUAACAGCAAUGGUGGUGGUGAGAAGCCUUACUCGCUAGUAUGUAGCCCUACGGUGUGCCUAAUCGAGGGUCAAAU